UUGAAUACAUGAUUUUAGCAACUAUCAUAGCAAACUGCAUUGUCCUUGCUCUGGAGCAACAUCUACCUGAUGGAGACAAGACACCAAUGUCGGAACGAUUGGAUGACACUGAACCAUACUUCAUUGGAAUAUUUUGUUUUGAGGCUGGAAUUAAAAUUAUUGCCUUAGGAUUUGCUUUCCACAAGGGAUCCUACCUAAGGAAUGGGUGGAAUGUGAUGGAUUUUGUGGUGGUUCUCACAGGCAUCUUGUCAACAGUUGGUACUGAAUUUGACUUGCGAACUUUGCGGGCAGUUCGUGUACUCCGGCCGCUAAAGUUAGUGUCAGGAAUCCCAAGUUUACAAGUUGUCCUUAAAUCCAUAAUGAAGGCCAUGAUACCUCUGCUACAAAUUGGCCUCCUCCUAUUUUUUGCAAUCCUUAUUUUUGCAAUCAUAGGGUUAGAAUUUUAUUUGGGGAAAUUUCACACCGCCUGCAAGGAUAUUCAUACAGAUGAAAUCAUGCAAGAAGCUCCAUGUGGGAAGGAAUCACCGUCACGCCUCUGCCCUAAUGGGACUGAGUGUAAAGAAUACUGGCAAGGACCCAACUACGGGAUCACACAGUUUGAUAACAUCCUCUUCGCUGUGCUGACUGUCUUCCAGUGUAUCACCAUGGAAGGGUGGACUAACCUCCUCUAUUAUAGCAAUGAUGCCUCAGGGAGUGCUUGGAACUGGCUAUACUUCAUCCCUCUCAUCAUCAUUGGAUCCUUUUUUAUGCUCAACCUUGUGCUAGGGGUGCUUUCUGGGGAGUUUGCCAAAGAAAGGGAGCGAGUAGAAAAUCGGCGUGCAUUUCUGAAGCUGAGAAGACAACAGCAAAUUGAACGGGAGCUCAAUGGCUAUAUGGAGUGGAUCUCCAAAGCAGGCAAGUCCUAUGGUUUGUCAAACAUGUAA
Molecule: messenger RNA, 923 nt
Organism: Thamnophis sirtalis
Lineage: Eukaryota; Metazoa; Chordata; Lepidosauria; Squamata; Natricidae
Source: RefSeq, a predicted model, not a curated record